AUGUCCCAACCGUCUGCUGCCGUGCUUGCUAGGCAGCGGCGACGACUGGCUGCUCGGAGGAAAGACUUGUCCACGAGCUCUUCACGAUAUGCGAGCAGAUCAGCCUGGACGAGCGCAUGGCAGGCCAUCGGACUCGCUGGUGCAGACGGCAACAGGGACGGCCAAUUCACGGCGCAAGUGCGAGAGAAGGCAGCUUUCGUCGAUCCUCUCAAACUCGUUGGACAUGAGCUAGGCUCUUUGCGGUCGAGCAUCAAGCAGUUGCUCGGCUCUGGCCAUCCAGCGCUCGACACAAUCGCAAAGUACUACUUUCAGGCCGAGGGCAAACACGUGCGACCGCUGAUCGUCUUGCUCAUGUCCCAGGCUAUGAAUGGCUUGUCGCCCGUCUACGAGGAGCGGCGGCAGACAGCGAUAUCGACAGCUCAUUCUCCAGGAGGUGCUCAAGGUAUCAAUGAGCCUCUCUCGCCUUCAGACAUCUUGAACGAUUAUAACCCCGAUGAAAGCGAGUCUAUACCCAGCGCGACUCAUGGCGCAAUCCUACCCACACAGCGACGCCUGGCAGAGAUCACUGAGAUGAUUCACGUCGCUUCUUUACUGCAUGACGAUGUCAUCGACGAGGCGAACAUGCGCCGUAACGCUCCUUCAGCUCCGUCACUGUUCGGCAAUAAGCUCUCCAUUCUCGCAGGCGAUUUCCUGCUUGCCCGCGCUUCCGUCGCAUUGAGUCGACUAGGUAGCAACGAAGCCGUCGAGCUCGUCGCCAGCGUUCUCGCCAACCUCGUCGAAGGCGAGGUCAUGCAAAUGAAAGGAGCCUCAUCAGGCUCGAGAAUGUCGCCGGAGCUUUUCGAGCACUACAUGCAAAAGACAUAUCUCAAAACUGCAAGCUUGAUUGCAAAAUCUGCCAGAGCGACUGCUAUACUCGGUGGCGCUGGCACACGUCAAGGCUGGCCAGAAGGCGAGUACAUCAAGGAUCUGGCCUAUUCUUAUGGUCGCAACCUGGGUAUCGCUUUCCAGCUCGUGGACGAUAUGCUGGACUAUACCGCGCAGGAUUCCAUCUUAGGCAAGCCAGGCCAAGGCGCGGACCUCAAGCUCGGGCUGGCCACAGCACCGGCUCUCCUUGCGUGGGAAGAAUUCCCGGAGAUGGGCGAGCUUAUCAAGCGCAAGUUCGAGCAUGAUGGUGACAUCGACCUCGCAAAGCAUCUUGUUGGAAAGUCAUCAGGACUCGCAAGGACAGCCUCGCUCGCAGCAGAAUAUGCAGCAACAGCCAAAGGAGCGCUCGCUCGUCUACCUGAUUCAGAAGCGCAGCGAAAUGAUGUACGGCGCAGCGCAAUGCACGAGCGUGCGCAUACUCUCCACAUACUCGUCAGCUCCCCGGCGAUAGCUACAUCGGGUCUGGCUGUCGGCCACGUCGCUAGCCAACUUUCAGACCGGGCUCGACUCAGCCUGUGA
Mixia osmundae IAM 14324 is the source of this 1443-nucleotide messenger RNA. RefSeq lists its product as uncharacterized. Gene Ontology annotation, molecular function: prenyltransferase activity. Gene Ontology annotation, biological process: ubiquinone biosynthetic process; isoprenoid biosynthetic process. The transcript has 5 exons. NCBI's taxonomy places the organism in Eukaryota, Fungi, Basidiomycota, Mixiomycetes, Mixiales, Mixiaceae. The coding region runs from base 1 to 1443 and encodes 480 amino acids. The record is from RefSeq and is a predicted model, not a curated record. Gene Ontology annotation, cellular component: transferase complex.